CGUUAAUUCCAAAAACAAAGCAAGCGAAACGCUUUUAGCGCAACUAAACGUGGCGAAAUGGCGAGGAGACAAGUGACGUGACGACGUCAUUCCGACCACCAGCUUGUGCUAAAUCGAAUGUUUCUCGGAAAAAUGGAAGCUGGCUGGCUGGUGUCUAACACAGAAGAUGUCUCCGCGGUCCUCCGACAAAAAAGGCAUGCCAGCAAAUGUCAAGAGCUGAGGGGCUUGUUCUCCUCAGUGAGGAAAGUGCGAGGCGAUGGCAACUGUUUUUACAGAGCCUUUUGCUUCGCCUAUUUGGAAUCCAUUCUGCGCAAUACCAAGGCUCUACACGGAUUCAAGGAGAAAAUCAUCUCUACAAGUGAAUACCUCUCCUCUGCAGGAAUUGAUCAGAGUUCCUUCCAACUGCACUUGAAUACAGUCCUCAACGUCAUCGAGCAUUGUGAGGGUAGCAAUCAGGAGGAGACGUUGUGCAAGCUCUUCAACGAUCAAGUGACCUCAGACAGCGUGGUGCAGUACCUGCGCCUGCUCACGUCCGCGCACCUGCAGAACCACGCUGACGACUUCUGCAACUUUGUGGAGGCACCCAGUCUGCAGGCCUACUGUCACAAAGAAGUGGAAGCUAUGGGAAUGCAGUGUGACCAUGUGGCCAUUCUAGCUCUUACUCAAGCGCUGGACAUCUGCAUCCACGUCGUCUCAGUGGACGGUGAAGAUGAGCAGUUGGUGCAUCACGUUAUCCCCUGUGGUUCAGAGCCCUCCAUGCACCUCCUCCACCACAUAUCACACUUUAGUAUUCUGGGCCCCCGACCACCACCCUGACUGCUCCCCUCUACCUCGGUAAAGUUGGCCCUUCCAUCAGAUGCAACUUUACAGAAAAAUUGUCACAUCGUUUUCAAAAACGAGAGCCCAAAAGGAAUUUUUUUUUUUGAGAUGUUAACAAUUUUUUAUUGGUCAAUCUGAGGUCAACAAGCACCCUCAUUUUGAUUAAAAAUGGCAUCAAUCAUUUGUGCUAGUUUGUGCUGCUAUCGUUUAUUAAUUUCAAGUGACGAUGUCACACAGCCCCCCAUUUAUUGCAAAAUAGACCAGAAAUGGUGCUAUUCGUUUAUGCUGCUAGCAUUGUCUUCAGUCAGAAACCAGUAGCAGCAGCCAGACCUAGGACGACGACUGCAUCAAAUCCUAACGUGGCUUUACGGAACAAAGAAAACAACGCUACCAGCCAACAUAUCUCAGCACCUUUGUCGCAGCUGACAAAGUGUACCAUCUCUCAAUAACGGUGGGGUUUCCCUACAAUGGCGUACCGCAAGCAACGCUUUACUUUUGCUCAUUAAUAGUCAUGACGUUACCAAUUGUUACGAGGCGGGUCAACCUCCCGUUUGUCUCUAAAUAGUAAAUGCGUGGAAAUGGUGUACGAAGGAGAUGUUCACUGAGCUAAGCCUACCAAUUCUGUCCGAAAAUGUCUCUGGGGCCAAAUUCACUGGUAAAGAUGUGGAAGAACAUACAAAUAUUCAGUUAAAGACCGAAUUCACUGGUAAAGAUGUGGAAGAACAUACAAAUAGUCAGUUAAAGAUGGCUUGAGUAAAAAAAGACGUUUUAUAUACACGUCUUUCUUAUGUGCAUUGCCUUAUGCCACUGACAUUCUGUUUCAACUAUUCUUUACCACCAUAUGCCCCGUCUGUCUCAUACAUUAUAUCCUCUGGUUGUCUUAAGUCUCUGACCGUUCUUGGGGGUAAUUUACAUUUUUAUUUUCGUGCAGCGAUCGCAAAUGCUACACAGUGACAGCCAACGAACUUUUAACAAAUCUUAUUUCUGUAUUUUUACACCCCCCCCCCACUUGUUGUUGUUUUUUGUUUUUUUUUUACAACAGAAAGGGUAACAAGCGUGGCAGUCAGAUACCAUUUUAAUUUUUUUCAGGUCAUUCAUUGUCAGACAUGCAGCACGGCAAAACGCCAUGCUGAAAAAUAAGUAAAAAUAUCAAAAUGGCUUACCUCUUCAUCCUCUGAAGGACCAUGGUCCCCAACAAAAUGUUUACUGCAUAUGAAAUGUGAAUGGCUUCACCUUGCUUGCCUUAAACUGGUCUUUCGGACGUCCGUGCAAGUUGAUCCAUUCUUUACAUUUUUUCCUCCGGGGUUUUUGGUUUCGGGAAAUAUAUGAAGAAAACGUCCUUCAUAUGUCAUGUCUAAAGCCGUUUCUACAAGUUCCAUAGCAGCAGUGUUUGAUCGGCCUGUUCUUUUUUGACAGAUUACCGGAGAAAACAAGCAGAAAUAACAUUGUAGGCGAGGGAGGCGAGGCGUAUUGAAUGGCGCCAUUUAAGUCCGUUUUGCAAUAAAUGGGAAUGUUGCGUGACGUCAACACACAAAAUAUCUCAAAAACCAGAGCAGCACAUUUCAUUGACAACAUUUUUUUAAUCGAUAGGUGGCUGAUUGACCUAUAAAAGAAGUUUUAAUAUUUCAAAAACGAUCACAGCACAAACCAAUGACAAUUUUUCUAUUAAUUUGCGUUUGAUGGGGGGCCAACUUCACACAGGUCUCCCCUCUAGUCACAGACAUGGGGAAUUGGUUCAUGUUUCAGACAGUGACUGCUGUUCACACACUAAUCAGAUUGUAAUACCUAUUGUUUUUAUACACUGUUUGGCUGAUGUUCGUCAAUUUAUUUCCUCCUGCAUAAUUAAAAUGUUUUUUUAAAAGAGUCAUCUUUAUUUGGAUGAAACUGCAGUGUAUACGAUAGCUGUCCGAAAUCCUGUUCUUAAAUGGCGCAUUUUAGUUCAGCGCCGGCUUUUUUUCUUGCCUUUUUUGUGCUGCGGCACACCAGUUUGUGUUUUCUUCUGCGCUGUCAAUCUCAUGAGGGCACUUUGCUCACCUAUGACAGACAGCUGAGCCGUGCACAGGCGUCCCAUCUGAGUGGGGUAUUUGGUCUUGGUCACACUCUUAAACACAUUCUGAGAGAUGAGAUGCUUCAAGUGUUUCUUCAUGCCUUUCACCAUCAUCUGUUGCUCUCGAUCAUCAUCCUCGUCCCUCCCCUUCCCUGCAAAAGAAUGCUAAUUGGUCAGUUCUUUCUACAACCCUUAGAAAAAGUAUGGAAUCACCGGUCUCGGACGAGCACUCACUCAUAUAUUUUAUCAUGUAGAACAAACUGAUAAAAAGCUUUUUAAAAAAUUAGUUCAAAAGUGCAAUCUCGAAAAAGUUUCAGCAUCAACACCUUGACAAGAGUCAAGAAUCUGCAUUGGAAGAGGUGUCAAAAGUCAAGAAUCUGCAUUGGAAAAGGUGUUAAUGCUGGAACUUCUGUUUGGUGCUGUUCCAGUGAGAUUGAAAAAGAUGACUGCCUGAAGAAAACAUCAAAAUUCCCUCAGUCCUUGAUGAUAUGGGGCUGCUUGUCAAGCAAAGUAACUGAGGAGAUGGCUGUGGUUAAAUCUUCAAUAAAUGCACAAGUUUACAUUGAAAUUUUA
This is a messenger RNA of Corythoichthys intestinalis (scribbled pipefish), 3439 nucleotides long. Its product is annotated as ubiquitin thioesterase OTUB2-like. Gene Ontology annotation, biological process: protein K48-linked deubiquitination. Gene Ontology annotation, cellular component: nucleus. The transcript is spliced from 5 exons. Gene Ontology annotation, molecular function: ubiquitin binding; cysteine-type deubiquitinase activity. The record is from RefSeq and is a predicted model, not a curated record. NCBI's taxonomy places the organism in Eukaryota, Metazoa, Chordata, Actinopteri, Syngnathiformes, Syngnathidae. Bases 118 to 816 code for a protein of 232 amino acids.